UAUAUAUCAAGGUUUGACAACUGGUUUGGAUAUUACAUCUGAAUGGAAUAUCCUGGUGAGUUUGGAUUUAUUACAUUUUGUGGGAAACUACCAUGGGGAACAUUUGGAUAUUUUUUAAACACUUUCCUCCUAAGUAUGGGAUCUAACCUCGAUUUUUACUUGGAAUCGCUUGAAGCUGGAAGUAAAUUCCUAUUAUGAAGGAUGUACUUUUCUUUGAAGAAUCUAUUCAGGUAAUAUCACGUCAAGGAUCUUGCAUCUCAGGUUGUCAAUUUUUUCCCCCCUCUUGGCCACUGUCGAUGGAUGGACUACUUUUUCUGUUUUUUUUGUGUCUGUGGAUUUGGCCUGCUCUGGAUUUAAGUUUUGAACAACUGGAUGGAAGAAUUGUACCUUUGUUACACAUCUCCAGAAAGACAGAUGUAGUGUGUAUAUCCUAGGGUAUCUAAGUCAAAUUAAACUAUAUAUAAUAAACACCUCUUGUCCCAAAAUAUGGAAGCUAUACCAAGAAGACGGCAAGAACACAGAGGAUCCAAACAAGUUUGUGGAGCUAUUCGUGUUUUACAUCGAUGGCCAUGAAGACACAUGAAGACCACAUAGUUGGGAUGUACCCUCCUGGAUGUACGCACCCCAUGUUGGAUGUACUGAUGUUGACCCUAGUGCGGAUAGGUGUAGCUGCCAUUCAUUUGGAUUACUCGAGUUUGGAUUUAGCUGUGUAAGGCGUCAGCUCAGUGAGGAGAAGAGCAAUUCGAGUGUGUAACAGAGAACUGAAGACAACUUUUUCAAAGGAACUUGAAACAAUACUGUGAAAAGAUGAAGCCUCCGAGUAUAUACACCCCACGAGAUCCUUGGAUUGUGGAAUUAAGACAUACCUGUUAGCCCAUGAGGAGUUUAUUUGCUGUGAUCUAGUGUCUGUGAGUCUACAAGCUAGUAAACUGCGUGAUAUUUUGAGUGGAAUACGUUUUUCACCUGUGUUUUUUUUUUCUCCACCUAACCUAACUUUUGGAACUUACUACUUCCUCAUACUACAAGACAAGAUUGGAUGUAUUUUCCAUUCGACAACAACUCACUGUAUAGUCAAACUGGAAUUCCCUGAAUUACACAGAAGUCCAUCAUCCUUUUUUUUUUUUUUUUUUAAAAAAAAAAGAAACCCAGCAUAUUUAUUUAUUAACUUCUUAUUUUCCUUUUUUUUCAACCACAUGUCCAGAAAUCCAUAAAGAGGUCCAUUUCUGUGAUUUUGUUUUUCCCUUUUUUCCAUCCAGUGAAGAAAAUUAAGUAGCCAAACUGUGGAUUAUACAUCAACAAUCUACCGGCCUGGUGCUCCACAGUAUUUGAAGAUUACGAGCAGUACGAUCCAAGAGAACCGUUUUUGCCUAAUUAGAUCAAUUGAUUUUUCCACUUGGUUUUUCAUUCGGGCUCUCACAUUCUGAUCCACCUAGAUUUUAUUUGGAUUAGUUUCGGUAACUUCUUUUCCAAAAAGUAGCUCAGAAAGCCGUGAACGUGCUUAUGAUCACAGCCCAUAUGGACACCAUGAGCGGAGCGGCACCUUCGACAGACAGCGUCACUACAAUGCUGAUUAUUACAGAGAUCGUUCCAUGUUUGCUGCUGCUGGCCCAGGAAGCAGUGCUAUCGGUGGAAGCUUUGAAGCAUCAGAUCCACAUUUUGACUCUAGGAUUCGAGACCCUUUUACUCUCACUAAUUCUACGCGGCGUGACCUAUACAGAGAUGACAGAGGACGGCGGCCUGACAGAACCUACCAUCACCGCCGGAGCCGAUCAUCUCAUUCCUCACAGUCAAGGCACCCAUCCCCACAACGGACCACAGGACAAACUCCCAAAACUCCUCAUUCCCCUAAAAGAGCUCCUUUGUCCCCUGGGAGAGGUCCACGAUCUCGCUCACGCAGCAGGUCCUCAAGCUCUGAUUCUGUCAGCAGCACCAGCAGCACGGGCAGCGGCAGCGACUCAAACAGCAGCUCAAGUGAUGGCUCUCGGGCGCGCUCUGUUCAGUCGUCAGCUGCACAUGCCCCUACCUCCUCUAUGGGGCUUGACUCAGAUGAGCCACGCAGAAGCUUUGGAAUUAAAGUGCAAAACCUACCUGUGCGCUCCACAGACACUAGUUUAAAAGAUGGACUUUUCCAUGAAUUCAAGAAACAUGGGAAAGUGACUUCAGUGCAGAUCCAUGGAACAUCAGAAGACCGAUAUGGUUUGGUGUUCUUCAGACAGCAGGAGGAUCAAGAGAAAGCCCUUACUGUCUCCAAAGGAAAACUGUUCUUCGGCAUGCUUAUUGAAGUCACUGCUUGGAAUGGUCCUGAAACAGAAAGUGAAAAUGAGUUCAGGCCCUUGGAUGGGCGGAUAGACGAGUUCCACCCAAAGGCCACAAGGACACUGUUUAUAGGCAACCUUGAGAAGACCACCAGUUAUCAACAACUCCUUGAUAUUUUUCAGCGCUUUGGAGAAAUUGUGGACAUUGACAUCAAGAAAGUAAAUGGAGUUCCCCAGUAUGCCUUUGUGCAGUAUUCUGAUAUUGCCAGUGUCUGCAAGGCCAUUAAAAAGAUGGAUGGAGAGUAUCUGGGCAGCAACAGACUAAAGCUUGGGUUUGGGAAGAGUAUGCCCACAACAUGUGUUUGGCUAGAUGGUUUGGCAACCAGUAUUACAGAGCAAUACCUCACACGGCAUUUUUGCCGGUAUGGACAUGUAGUUAAGGUUGUAUUUGAUAGAUUGAAAGGGAUGGCCCUCGUCUUGUACAACAACACAGAUUUUGCUCAGGCAGCUGUGAGGGAGACCAAAGGUUGGAAGAUUGGUGGCAAUAAAAUAAAGGUGGAUUUUGCAAGUCAAGAGAGUCAGAUGGCAUUCUACCGAUCCAUGCAGGCAUCUGGUCAAGACAUUAGAGACUUCUAUGAGAUUCCUCCUGAACGACGAGAGGAACGCAGACCUCCAUAUCAUGAAUUUACAGCAGAAAGGGCUUACUAUGAGAAUAUACGAACUCCUGGCCUUUACCCAGAGGAGGCUAGAAGAGACUAUGCAGCUCGCAGCAGAGACCGUUUUCCUGAAUUGGAACACUAUCAGGCAGAUCACUUUGACCCACGUUAUCAUGAAGAUCCAAGAGACUACAGGGAUUACCGAGACCCUUUUGAGCAAGACAUUCGAAAAUACACGUAUAUUCAAAGAGAGCGAGAAAGAGAGCGAGAACGCUUUGAGGCUGACCGCAGCAGGUGGAGCCCUUCCCAUCCAAGACGACCAGUCACUCCUGCUGUAUCGCCUUCACCAUCUGAGCGUGCCCCCAGGGACUCAGAACGACGGGUUUACAGCCAGUCCUCUGAGCGAAGUGGUAGUGUUAGCUCAAUGUCACCACCACACUUUGACAAAUCUGAGAAGACCCUGCUGGAACAUGCCUCCAAGAGUGACAAGAGUGACAAGAGCAGCCAACCAGAUCGUGUGGCAGGUGCUGAGAAGACCAAGCGUGCAAAACGAAAAGAAAAAGGUGAUAAAGAAAAAGCUGAGAAGAUUAAAUCAAGGAAAGCAAAGGGGCAAUCUCCAUCCAACCCAAUACCUGACACAGAGCUUGAGAAUGCUUUUGAUGGAGGGUCUGGAAGAGGAAGAGGAUCAGACCAAGAUGCUAAUGAUAGGCAGAAAUGCAAAGGGGAUGGUGAAUCUCUUACUGGAAAUCAGUUGUCCUCUGCUCAUCAUGACUCUGUCAAAAGUGAAAGAUCUGAAAUGAGUAAAAGCGAGACCUCUGACUUGGAUGGAAAAAAUCGACUAAAGAAGCAUCUAAAGCCUGAUAUUGGAAAUGAUGGGAAAGAUUCAUCAGUGGAUUCAGAUCGCCUUGCUGCAAGAAAAAGGCGCUUUGCUGAUUCUGGUGGAAGGACUAUUCGUCAGAAAAGAGGCAGACAUGAAGAGGAGGAUGCUAUUCCAGCAGCUGACUUUGGUGCUAGUGCCACAUAUUUGAAAGAGUUGAACACAGACAAACACAAAGAUUCUCAGCGCAGAGAUUCAAGACUCAAAACGGAUAAAAGUGGCACUCAGAAGGAUAGUCAGGAGGACCUUAGAGGACAAAGAGAGAAGUCAGAGGGAUCUUUGGACCCCCUGGAAUCAAAACGACAUCCAGGGCACACUUCGUCCAGAAGAUUUUCACAUGAGGGGAUUACAGACCAAAGCAGUGUGAGAGAACAAGAACACCAUGCUGCUUUCAAAUUUGGUACUCAGACUGCUGACACUGAGAAAAGUGUUAAGAACAAGGAAGACCAUGUUGACAUUGACCUUUCUCAGAGUUACCGCAAGCAAAUGGAGCAGAAUAGACGGUUGCACCAGCUGCAACAACAGCGUGAGUCUGACAAAUCUGACAAACCAGGAAGUCCACAGGGAAGUGAAACAGAGGACUUGGAACAUCGCAGUCUUGUACAUGAAGUUGGUAAACCACCUGAAGAUGUCACUGAUAAUUUCCCGUCUCACAAACUAAAGAAACAAGACCAAUUUGAAAUGGACUCGGGGAUUAAGAGGGAGCGUGUCUACAGAAGCUUUAGACAAAAAAGUGAAGAUCCUGACUGGAACAACAUCUCCUCUCCAGGACAUCAGCAUUUCUCUCAACAUGGAGAUGAGGAAUUUGUGGAUCCUUCUCAGAAAGAGUUAGGUAGAAAUGAGGAAAAAAUUCACUCAGAUCUAGAGCUAUUAGUCAAAAGGACACAUAGCACACAGGUAAACAAGCCAAACGCGUCUUUACUUAGUGUCGAAGAAGAGCAACAAAAGAGAUGGGAGAACAGAGUUAAACAAGACUUGUUGCCUGACCUGAACUUUUCUAGAAGUCUAAGUAAAAACAUUCACAAUCGCAAGCGUUUAGAAUAUGGUAUUUGGCAUGACUUGGAGCCUGGGGAAGUACGGUCUGACUCUGAGGAGGACAGAGAGAACAAACCCCAUUCUCCUGUGCCCUCCACAUCUAUGCCUUUUUCCGAGAGGCCAAGGGUUGACAGGUUUUCAGACCCUAAACUAGCCCAUCUUGAAAGGAACAAAUUCUACUCCUUUGCACUUGAUCAAACCAUAACACCUGAUACAAAGGCUCUGCUAGAACGUGCAAAAUCACUCUCAUCUUCCAGAGAAGAUAACUGGUCAUUUCUGGAUUAUGAUUCUCACUUUGCAAGUUUCCGCAACAGAAAGGAUACUGAGAAGGUCGAAUCAGCACCAAGACCUACACCCUCCUGGUACAUGAAAAAGAAAAAGAGUCGAAAUGGAUCUGAAGACAAACUAGAUGACAGGAAGGAGGAACCUAAGCCGGAGGAACAAGAACACAGGGAACUAUUUGCUUCUCGCUUCCUGCAUAGCCCCGUCUUUGAGCUUGACUCAAGACGGCUGCAACACUUGGAGCGCAAACAUGAAGAACCUGAGCAUACACUAAACCAACAACCUGGUCAACAAGGCACAGCGGAUGGUGAACUUGACUCAGGGCCAGUUGUCCUUUUCCAUAGUCGUUUUUUGGAACUGACACGACUGCAACAACAGAAGAAUAAAACUCAUCAGUUGCAAGAGCCAAAAGUAGACACUAUGACCACGGAUGAUAAUAAAGUGGAAAAAGCACCUGUGCAAGAGCAGCAAGCUUUGCAGUCACCUGAAACCGAAUCUGUUAUAGAGCCAGAAAUUAAACCUAUCAGUCCUGCUGAAGAGCCAAUUACUGAACCGAGACUCACCUAUACUUCUGUCACCAAGUCUGUGGAUAAGGACCUUUCUCCACCAGAAGAGAAAUGUUUUGCGUCAAAUCCAGCCCCUGAUCCAUAUACCCCUGUGUCUGUCAUUAAGGAUGAGGUAAAUGAAGAGGUAAAAGAAAAUGAACCUGUUGUACCCAUGCACCACCCAAUAACUGAGGCGCCAUCUGAUUUUGAGCCAACAGCACCCGAGCCCAGUUAUUCAGUUGAUAGAUGUAAACUUUCUCCAUCUGAAGGGAAUUUGGAUAUUGUUACUGAGGAGGCAAAACAGCUCUGUACAGAAAAACCUUGCCGUCGUGACUCUCAUGAGGAGUUUGUUAGCAUUUCAGAAGCAGAGGUGGAUCCUGAGACAACACAACCAGAAGUGCCUGAAGCCACUAGUCCCAUACUGCCUACGCUUGCAGAGGAAGAAAAAGAGAAAGAGACCCAUUUUGCUUGUAAGGCAGCUGCAGAACCUGAGGAAGAGAAGAAACCUCAAGUUAAUAAAGUGCAGAUAGCCACUGAUAAUGACACAAACGAUGAGCCAAUCUCACCUCAGAAAGAGCCUAAAACAAAAGAAAUGAAAAAUAAAAAGGGCAAACAAUCCCCAGCUCAAGUUGCUCCAGCUCCUGUCAUGUCUACCUCUGGUUCUGAGAAACAAGCGACGCGCAAAAGUGAGCGCAUUGACAAAGAGAAGCUUAAACGCGGAUCAUCCCCAAGAGCUGAAUCAAAGUCCACAGGCAAAUCUCCUAUUCAUGGAACAGAGCCUGAUAUGUCAGAGCCAGGCAUAUCAGCAGGCAGAGCAAGACGAAGAAAUGUUAAAUCUGUGUAUGCCACCCCAGUUGAAGAUGAAGUGCCAGUUCGUUCUGGAAAGGAAAUUACUGAGUCACCACGUUCUGCACGAAAGCGAGGUACUGACAAAGAUACAACACAACAACAAAAUAUUGAACAGGACCAACCUGCUCCAACCCCUGUUACUAAAAGGGGCCGUCCCCCCAAGAAUCGCAGACAAGGUGAUGAGAGUUCAACAGUUAAAGUGGAAAAGUCAAAAACAGAAAAUAAGGACAUAGAUUCAAAUGAAUCAGAGGGUGGGGAACGAAUUCAAAAAGUGUCAAAAGGGAAAACAUCCCCUCAUGGCGCAAAGGGUUCAUUGAAUCCAAUGUCUACAGUCCUAGGAUCUGGAUCAACAAAGAAGGGGGAAAAAACUGAGUUGGGCGAGGAUGAUGAUCAAGAAAUGGAUUUCACAGAUGAAGAUUCAUUGGCUUUACAAGUUUCAUCAAGUUCAUGCAAAGAAGAUCCAUCAAAAGUUGAACAAAAGAAAGAAGAGAAAGACAAACAAGGAAGAGAUACAGGCAAAGAUAAAGAUGUUCUCCAUGAAAAACCUUGUGAGGGUAAAUCAACUGGUAAAGAGACAGAUUCUCCAGUCUUAGAAGAGAAACCUACCUUGGAGAAAGACAGAAUUGUGAGAGGAAAAACCAAGUUGACAAGGACUCCUAAGUCUCCUGUUCUCAAGAACCUCAAAAUUAGACUUAAUGUGACGGAGGUAAAAGAUCUUCUUCAGUUAGGGGAUGAUGAACUUGGGAAUCAAGAGGAUUCUUCUAAAAAGUUAAGAUCUGGUGACCACAGUGAUCAUGUUUCAAAGUGUACUAAUGCUGACAAAGAAGGCUCAAACAACGAUGAAAAGGAAAAUGCCACAUUGGAAAAAAAUGAGCUCCAGGAAACACCAAAAAGCUUAAUUUCCAAGGAGGUAGAAUUGGAGCAGGCUGUGAAGAACAUUGCUAAACUUACAGAUCCAGCUUUUCCAACAGAACCACAGACACCACCUGUACCACAUACAGAAGUAAAAAGUGACCUAGAGGAGGAAAAACCCUCUAAUCCUGCUAGCGAAACAGAGCUCAUGGCUGCUAUUUACUCAAUAACUCCCGAGGAUGGAACUACAUCCUUAAACCAAGCACCUCCACCAAGUGCAGAUGUUGGUUCCGAAUCUGAGAUACAAGACUUGAUUCCGCCUGCCAAGGAUGAUGAACCUGAAGCAAAUACACCUGCUAUACAGGAGGAAACUGUCUUCCCUACCACACCCAAAAAGGGUACCAAGGGAAGACCUAAAUCAAGUAAACGUCCUAAAGUCCAAAAGCAAAUAAGAAAAGAUUUAAAGGACAGUCCUUUAAUAAGUGAGGAAUUAACAACUCCUUUAUCAGAUUGUCCACCUUCCAGUAUAAAUACUGUUCCUGCAACAACUCCAUCAGCAGCAACUGCUGCAGUUAUUACUCCUACUACUUGGAAACAAGAACCUGGCCCUUUAGCUGUAAAGGCCACAGAUGGAAUUGCAGAGUCAGAGUCAUCUUCUGAAGAACAGACUCAACAUCUUAAACCUGUUACCCCACUGUCUAAGAGUCCAACAUGCCCAAAGCCUCAACAGGUGCCACCUGAGUGCCCCUCUCCUUCCCUGUCUCCACUAGCUAACAGGCCAAAUAUCAGACCCAUUCAAACAAGUAGAAUUCCUGUCUCUCCACCAGAUUGGCGCCACCAGUCCAAAGAUACAGGAGUCUCCUCUUCGCCUGUCAUGCCGUUGGCAUCCAAGGAAAACCAACCUCUAUCCUCAGACUCUGACAAUGUUGAUAUUCAUCAUGGCACGAGUGACUUGAGGCAGAUUCUUAUGAAACACAAAAAUAUUUCAUUGCAAGGCAGUAGUUCCAUUCCUACUAACCAACCUACCUUGCGAGAUCAGAACCUCCCCGAAAGUAAUACUCUGUCAGCUGUUGUGCCAAAUAAGUCACCACUACCCGGUAGUGGAAUGGCAGCUCAUCCAGCUCCACCUAUGGUUCGACCCCCAGCCUCACUACCCUCUCCGGAGACAAAGUCUGUGAUCUCUGUUAUUGCAUCCACUGCAACCUCUGUUAUCAGUCGUGUUUGCAACCCUCCUGAACCUGAGGACAAAGUAAACAUGAAUAUUGGAAAUCCAUGUUUGGACAUGACUCUACCAAAGCCACCCUAUAGGCCCAGCAAAGACGAUACUGGAUCAUACCAUGGGCCAUCUGUUGGUGAAGAGGGGGGAAGUGGUGCACGCUUCAUUGUUGAGAGCCCCACUCUUGGUACAGGAUCUUGCUCGGGUCUAAGAGUUAAUACAUCUGAAGGAGUGGUAGUGCUGAGCCACUCAGGCCAGAAAACAGAGGGACCCCAGAGGAUUAGCGCAAAAAUAAGCCAAAUCCCACAAGCAACUGCAGGUGACAUGGAGUCUCAGCCGCUGGUAUCCAUGCCCCAGAUAAAACAGGAAAUGUAUGGUCAUUCUCAUUUAGGAGUUCAAAAGGGACCCCCGUUGCAGACAGAUCAUGGGCAUCCUGGUAAGACGUCGUCAACUUUGUCUUCAAUUAAACAGGAAAGCACAAGUUUGGAAAAGAUGGACUCUCCUUACCAACCUGGGACUCAAGUAGUAGUGAAGCGUCUCACACAGAGUAACCAGCAAGCUAUGAGUUACCAUCAAGAGUACAUGCCAAUAAAACAUCAAAAGAAAAUGGACAGUGCUGAUCCUCACAGUACAGAUGGAGCUAAACCGCCCUGGACCUCUGCUGUAAGUCCUGCAAUAAGCCCCCAUUUGCCCUCUCCACCUGGCAACCAUGUAGGUUUUGUUGCAGCGGCUGGUGACAGAGCUCCCUCCCAUAUUAGUGGGGUGAAACAGGAACCGCGGUCCCCUCGCAAAUCAGGUCAUCCACACUCUCCGUUUACUAAAGUGUCCUCACCCAUAGGCUCCUCGUCACCCAAGGGAAUACCAGUGAUGUUAUCUACUGGCCUUCCUGCCAUGCAGCAGUUUAUUACUGGUGUACAUCAUCCAGAGCAGUCGGUUAUCAUGCCUCCUCACAGUGUACCUGGAGGCUUGGGGCGGAUGUCUCCUCACCGUGUUACCCAGUCAAUUCCAGUGGGGCAUCUUGUCCAAGGAGAUGUUCGGGUCAAUACGCCACCUCUCUCUGUGAUGAGCUAUGGGAUGCACAGUGAGCCUCUUUCCACUCCCUGGUCUGGUCCAAUGCAGCCACGGCCCACUUCACCCCAGGCUGUUGGCAGAGACAAGGUUCUCAAGGUAAAUCCAGGUUCUUUGAGGAGUCAUGAAGUGGAACAGGAAGAAGCCAGACGCUUCCACCAGAAUCCAGGAAGACAGUCUGCACAGUUAAAACCAGAGACUAUGCAGUCAGAUCCUCGUGGGCCUUUGCGGGGUAGUGUCCAGUUGGAAACAUACAUGGCGCAAAGAGAUAUGCGUGUCCUCUUGCACCAACAGGGAGAGCGUUUGAGCACAGACCCUCAUUCUGGACACAUUCAAGAGACUCUUCCCCCCUCUUCAGCACCUUCCAGCCUACCCUUAUCCUUGUCUCCAAGAGCACACGUUUUGCCUAAAGGUGUGUCCGAGAAGGAUAUAACAAAGCCAUUAGAGGCAAAGAGGCCACACUCUCCUCUUCCAAAAGAUGGGAUGAUGGGAAUCAGACAAUCUGGGCAAGCAAUGGCAUCCCCACAGAGAGUUCAGUUAAUGCCACCUGGACCCAGUGGCUCAUUCCCAGAAUACUCGGGGAUUUACUCAAACCCAAGAGGCAUCCAUUCUCAAAUACCAGAGACGUCACCUCUUGGACUGAACCAGCCACCACUGAACGUUACACCAACUGUGGGUGCAGACCUCCAGACAAAACCGGAUGGUAAGAUGACGCAGCCUGUUAAUAUGGUGCAGUUGCUCACGAAAUACCCUAUUGUGUGGCAAGGCCUGCUGGCACUAAAGAAUGACACAGCUGCAGUCCAGUUGCAUUUUGUAUGUGGCAACAAAGCUUUGGCUCAUCGAUCCCUACCGCUGCAAGAAGGGGGCGCAUUGCUCAGGAUUGUCCAGAGAAUGAGACUAGAGGCUUCACAACUGGAGAGUGUAGCCCGAAGAAUGACAGGUGACAGUGACUUCUGUCUUCUCCUUGCUCUGCCAUGUGGACGAGAUCAAGACGAUGUCCUAAACCAAACUCAAGCUCUUAAGGCUGCUUUCAUCAACUACUUGCAGACAAAGUUGGCUGCUGGUAUCAUCAAUAUCCCCAACCCAGGUUCCAAUCAGCCUGCCUAUGUGCUACAGAUUUUCCCACCAUGCGAAUUUUCGGAGAGCCACUUAUCCCAGCUCGCCCCCGACCUCCUCAACAGAAUCUCCAGCAUCUCACCACACCUCAUGAUUGUCAUCACCUCUGUGUAACCUUCAAUGAGGCAAACCCUAUCGUUGAUGGAUAUUUUUGCUUAUGAGCCUCAGGAAACCAGAGGAAUAUGAGAUUUUUUUUUUUUUUUGUGGACACAGUGGGAAUGUGUGGGAUAUACCCCACCAACGCUUUUUUUUUUUGCGUCUUUUUCUUUCUUUUGUCACUCCUGUCUGGUGUUUUUGUCCUUCUCAAAAGAACUCAGGGAUGGACCAAACCAGAAUCAGUCUUAUUUGACCAUUUCUCUGCUGUAUUUCUAUUUAUUGGAGUUUUAUUUUUAAUGUUCGGAGAUGCUCUGAAGAAAAAAUCAGGAUGUUUGAUGAUCACCAACGAGUGACUAUCUGGGUGGCCUUUUUUUCUUUUAUCUCUCUUUUAUUGAUUGUCAUAUUCGUUUCUUCGCAAGAGUGGAUCAUACAGGCUGUUGCAUCACAAUGGCUAAAAAGACAUUUCAACAUGUAAUUUUAAUUAAUUAUGUACAGACUUCCUCGCCCAGGCUUUCUUUAGAGGAGGAAGAAUUAACUUGUAAAACUAUGGAGACCCUGUAGAGGACCACGUUCAUUUAACAGCUCCUUUAAUUCCACCAGCUCUGCUCAUUUUCUCACUACUGAAGCAGUUACACUUCGGGCACCUGCCUUUACAUUGAACAAGCUACAGUGUGAUUUGGGAGUUUUUGAAUACAGGACUUUGUAAAUAUUUUAAAUAUUUAAACUUUGACAAUGGAACUUGGACAACAUGACAGAGACUUGAACUCUGGGGAAAAAACAGGACAGAGUGUGGAAACUUAGAUGGAUAUCCUUGAUUUUUGGGUGUAAAUACUUGUAACACAAGAAGAUUGGCAAACUCUCCUGUGGAGUCUGCUGAUGGCACUUCAUAUUUUGUAACUCAAAUAAAACAAACUCCAAAACUUGAA
This is a messenger RNA of Plectropomus leopardus (leopard coralgrouper), 11773 nucleotides long. Its product is annotated as msx2-interacting protein. Gene Ontology annotation, molecular function: RNA binding. The record is from RefSeq and is a predicted model, not a curated record. Lineage: Eukaryota; Metazoa; Chordata; Actinopteri; Perciformes; Serranidae.